This is a messenger RNA of Cylindrotheca closterium, 3798 nucleotides long. The record is from the annotation of a GenBank genome assembly. Lineage: Eukaryota; Bacillariophyta; Bacillariophyceae; Bacillariales; Bacillariaceae.
AUGGCGUCAAAUGCCACGCUUUGGCCUUCCUCAGCUAGCAAUCAUCUAAUGACAAUUAUGAUGAUGUUGUUCAUGAUCAUGCUGAUGAAUCAUUGUCCAAUUGUUUCUGCCGAGGAAGCUGGUGUUUGCACUUCUCCCGACGACAAAUCUUGUGAAGCAACGGAGGCAGUCGAUGCCGCGCUUGCUUUGGCCACAAAAGUUGUAGAAUCCUUAAAAGCCACCAAGGAUGCCAUUGUCAGUGACAAGUUAGAAGUCCGCAGAGUCGAUCCCAGUGAUUGGACAUCCGACUUUUACCUCUUUGCGACCGAAAAUAUUGAAGAGGACGAAUUGCUGCUUCAGAUUCCUCCGGAAGCGUAUCUUUUGGUGGAUUCAGACGAUUACGAAGAUGGCAUGUGUGACCUGAAGAAUGCCUUUUUGGAACAAAUCCACAAGGCCGAUGGUAAAGGAUCGUCAGCAUCAACAGCAUUGUUUGCGGAUUACAUUGCCUAUCUCAAGUUGACACUUGAUCAAAUUCUUCCUCGCAUGCCCAGUCUGUGGUCGGCCAAAGGAAAAGCCUUGCUGGAUGGCAUGUUACAGGAUCCUUCCAUUGAUGAUGACAAUACCCUUCCUCCACAUGGUGCUACGGAAUUCUUUAAUUUAGAGUGUUUGGAUGCUACCGAUCCCGAUGAUAUCUUGGCCAUGGCGACUGCCUUGGGACGUGGAUGGGAUGUUGCCAUUACUCCCGUCUAUGAUUUUAUCAAGCAUGACAAUCGAGAGGAAAAGAUUAAUGUGGAGAAUACCUCGCUCAGAAGUAGUGGCAAAACCGGAUUCACGGUAAAGGCAUCGGAUCCCAUUGCCAAGGGAGAACACUUGUAUCAUUCCUUUGAUCGGUGCAUUGAUUGCGGAGAUGCUCCUGAAGUCUGGGGAACACCUGAAAUCUUUCGCGACAAGGGAUUUUUGGAAGACUAUCCACAACGAUUUCACUUUGGUGGAUUUGGCAUCAUGCCAAUUAUCUCCUUGGACAUUGACCAAGAGGGAACCAAUGAAGAUGGACAACCAAUCUUGUCAGCCGAAUGGAUCUUUGAACAAUUCCCAAUCUACGGAUCUUACUACGGAGGAACACGAUUCAUGAAGGAACAUUUGGAACGAUUGGAAGGAUAUCUCACGGAUGUAUUGGUGCCAGCCGAGGGAAGUCUACCCGAUGAUGAAUUGGAAGCCAUUUUGGACUAUUACGAUGCCUUGAUUCGAGCUUUGACCUUGGGUGUCCAAAUGUCCGAACAAGAAUAUUGGGAACCAACCAUUGAUUAUUCUCAGCACCACGAAAGCCUCAAUGCGUCGGAAGAUUUAUUUGUGGUCCCGGAAGAACAUGAAGUGGUCGACACAAUUGAUGACUUUCGUCGGACACUCUACCAAGCGGAAUCGUUGGUGUAUGAUUCGGAUCACUACACAGACAUUUCCAGCUUUAAUUCGCAAUAUCAGUUGAUUGAUCAUUAUUUCGAUCCCGAAACCAGAGACGUUUGCUUCAAUUUGGAUACCAUCUUUCAAAUGUGCCGAUCUUACUGGCCAUAUUAUCACGAAGUUCAAGUACACAAGACGGCCAAAUAUGUCAAGGAAGAUAUCAAACGGGUCUUGUUUGUCGGAGCUGGUGACAAUGGACUCUUGAAUGAAAUUGUCAAGUAUCCUAGUUUGGAAUUGGUGGUCGGUUUGGAAUUGGAUCAACAUGUGGCUCGAUUGGCCUUUAAACAUUUUGGAGCCCAAACACAUUACCACAACGAAAAGGUCCAGUGGUGGUACGGAGAUGCCUCCAAGACGCUAUACAUGCUUCCACGAGAAUACUUUGGUUCCUUUGAUAUGGUAUUGGUCGACUUGUCCGAUACCAUCUUUGCCUUGACCGUGUCGGAUGAACUGGAUGUGGUUGGGGCACUAUCCUUGUUGGUCAAACCAGGUGGUGUAUUUGCCAUGAACGAAUUGUUCUUCAAAAAGGUCAGCGACGUCUUUGAAUACGCACUCUAUUAUCAGGUGUACAACAUUCCCAAACUUGGCGAUCAAGGCUUUGUCAUUGCCAGUAACGAUGUUGACUUGUUGAAUCGGGAUUUGACCCAUCACAAGGUGAAUGACGUAUUGGUGGAAGAUACUCUCCUCAAGACAGACCAUCAAUUCUCCUUUGUUCACGAUUAUAGACGCAAUCCCAGUAGUACCUUUGACAAGCUGUGCAAGGAUCCCGACACCAUUCCCGAAAAGGAUAAUCUCCAAGAUGCCAGCCCUGGAAUCUUUAUGGUCUUGGAGGUGGAAGAAUUGAACAGCAAGCCCCUCAAGAAGAUUUCCAAGGUCAAGAGUGCAAUCGAGAAGGCAUUGGAGAAGGAGGGUAUGCACGUCGUUUCUACCACGGCAGGAAAGAAGACGGACACUCAGUUUGUAACGAUUUUGAAAGAAGGAUACAUUGUGGCUCGAGUGGAUGCUGAAAACAAGUACUGCGGGUUUGAUAUUCUAUUGUGGAGUUCCUUUGAAAGUUUUGAAGCUGUCAAGUUGGCUCUUAUUCAAGCAGUGGGAGGCAGCCGUGACAAGACCUCGUCCUUCCGCAUUGUCACUGGCGGUAUGUAUGGUGUCAGUACUUGGAAGGAGGAUUCCAAGAGUCAUGGACCCCAAAUUGACAAGUUCUGUGCCAAGGAUACUGAACCAGUCCGAGCAGCAGCAAGCCCAAACAGCCUCUUGAACGUGAUUUUGAAUGAAAGUCUGGACCUUGUGGACAAGGAUGCAAAGUUUGCUGUUGCCGUUCUUUGCGGCACGAAAGACGAAGCUUGUGAGAGCGUUGAAAUCCUCAAGGGAAAGAAGGAACUUACUUCUGUCAUUCCCUUUUAUGCUUGUUCCGAUUCGUCGUUGUCCGACGAUGAGGCCGAAGAAUGUGCCAACACUGCUGCCAAGGAGAAGCUAGAUGCCGAAUUUGGUGACGACGAAGAGAAGAUCAAGUUUUUCGUUGUCGAUCCAUCCGCAACCAUCGCCAUGGAUACUGUCAUUGACUUGUUGGACGAAGAAGACAAGUUGGAAGACGACAUUUACGGCCUGGCCACUGUUGAUUCCCAAUUGGACAUGUGGAAACGAUCCGUUGUAGAUCGUAUUCGUACCACCAUCACUCGAUUGGAUCCAGUAUUUCGUGCCCAUGUUCUCUUCAACACAACCGAAAGUAGUUUGGAGAUGGCCUUCGCUUCGUCUGGUGAUGAGCUCUUCAUUGACAACUUGAAGAAGGCAGUAUCUUCCAUCGAAAAGAAGUCUGGACUGACUGCGGAAAUUCGAAACAUUUUUGGUGGAUUGUGGAAGAGCGAACCUACCUAUAUCAUUGAUGAUGAUGCCGGACUCAAAUUCUUCAAGCCUGAAGACUUUGACUUAAAGCCUUCGUUGGAGCAAUACAAGACCCAGAAGCCAGUAGGCGCCCAAUCCAUCAUCCAAUACACCAAUGCUAUCCGACAGAGACCUACACUGGUGGUCGGGGAGGAUCUCAAGAAGGGAUUUGACAAGUUUGCGCUCACAGAACACGUAGAAGGAAAUCCGUUUGUCGAGGCCUACGAAAACAUUGGAGAUGGCGCCGUGCACAUUGCCAUUUGGGAUUCUGCCAUGGUCUUGGUUAUUUGGGAUGGACGGGUCCAAGUCGACGUGAACAUGUUUUGCGCCGAUCUCACCGUCACUGCUGCUAUGCAAGCUGACCUGGAGAAGGCAUUGCCAGAUCUAGAAAUCAAGCUACGCGACUUUCAUCCACGAGGCUAUGGUCAAGUUGUGAAUUUUUCGGAGGACUUGGUCGACAUGGAAGAGCCCCAUUGGGCAUAA